This is a messenger RNA of Cuculus canorus (common cuckoo), 8096 nucleotides long. RefSeq names its product MGAT4 family member C (gene MGAT4C). The record is from RefSeq and is a predicted model, not a curated record. Bases 665 to 2068 code for a protein of 467 amino acids. Gene Ontology annotation, molecular function: acetylglucosaminyltransferase activity. The transcript has 7 exons. Gene Ontology annotation, biological process: protein N-linked glycosylation. NCBI's taxonomy places the organism in Eukaryota, Metazoa, Chordata, Aves, Cuculiformes, Cuculidae.
UAACUUAGCCAUCCCUAAUUUAUCUCAAGCUUUUCAAUUCAUCUUCACUGCUCUGUGCACACUGGAACACCAGAUUGUCAACCCCUGGGAGCAGAAUGCAACCAGGGAUCUAGAGAGCUGUCACAUCCUGAGAAAUAUUUAAAUUGUGCUGAUUUUCUUCUGGAGUGCUGAGCAGAGGGAAUGAAACUCUCAAUCAAGUCAUAGCUUUGCGGGCAAUAGAUCAGAGGAUACUGCCAGUUUUUCUAAUGGAUUAUUGUUAUCGGGCAGGUUCUUCCUGAAGGUACCUACUGGAAAAGGUGCUUAGAAAAAAAAAGGAUCUAGGGACCUGGAUAAGUACAUGAUUUGCAAAACCAGAAUGAAUGAAUGCUUUCAGACUCUUUUCAGUGAAGCAGCUGUAGCUUGGAUUCCAUUGUGUGACCUUGACGCUUACUGUCAAGCCCUUCAGAUAGGUAACUGCUUGAUUUGGCAAGGUUAAAAGUUCUUGGCUUGGACCAUCAAAUGUUGAGGCAUUCUCCUAGGAGUUUUAAUUUCUUUCUUAUGAGCUGUUGUGAGAUGACUUUGCACUGAAGUUUUCAGUUCCUGCAUCUGCUGGCACAAAUGAAAUGUUGUGACACUACCAUAUGCUUUUCUUCAUGUGAGACACGACUUGAAAAUCUUUGAUAAAAUGAGAUGCUUGCGGAAACGAUCAGCAGCGUCAUUCUUAGGAGUCCUUGUCAUUUGCUUACUGUUCAUGAACUUGUACAUUGAAGAUAGUUAUGUUUUGGAAGGGGACAAGCAAUUAAUCAGAGAAACAGCCACGCACCAGCUCAACCCAGAACGUUAUGUUCACACUUUUAAAGAUUUGUCUAAUUUCUCAGGAUCUAUAAACAUUUCCUAUCGCUACCUAGCUGGCACGCCUUUGUCAAGGAAAAGGUAUCUUACAAUCGGGCUGUCCUCUGUGAAAAGGAAAAAGGGAAACUACUUGCUUGAGACCAUCAAGUCCAUAUUUGAGCAGUCGAGUUAUGAAGAACUCAAAGAAAUUGCAGUGGUAGUGCAACUGGCAGAUUUUGACUCAUCCUGGUGUGAAGGGAUGGUCCAGGAUAUUUCACAGAAGUUUGCACAUCACAUAAUUGCAGGCAGAUUAAUAGUUAUUCAUGUCCCUGAGGAGUAUUAUCCUGUACUGGAUGGCCUUAAGAGAAAUUACAAUGACCCAGAGGACCGUGUGAAGUUUCGAUCCAAACAAAACGUAGAUUAUGCUUUUCUUCUUAACUUUUGUGCUAAUCUUUCUGACUACUAUGUGAUGUUAGAAGAUGACGUUCGCUGCUCAAAGAACUUUUUGACUGCUGUUAAGAAAGUAAUUACCUCACGAGAAGGAUCCUACUGGGUAACUUUGGAAUUCUCCAAACUGGGGUACAUUGGAAAGCUUUACCAUUCCCAUGACCUCCCACGUCUGGCCCAUUUUUUGUUGAUGUUCUACCAAGAAAUGCCUUGCGAUUGGCUACUUAUCCACUUUCGUGGGUUGUUAGCUCAAAAGGAAGUGAUCCGUUUUAAGCCAUCUCUGUUCCAGCACAUGGGAUACUACUCGUCUUACAAAGGAGCUGAAAAUAAGCUAAAGGAUGAUGAUUUUGAAGAGGAAUCCUUUGAUAUCCCUGACAACCCACCUGCAAACUUGCACACCAAUAUGAAUGUAUUUGAAAACUAUGAGGCAAGCAAGGCUUACAGCAGCAUUGAUGAGUACUUCUGGGGCAAAGCUCCUUCUACUGGAGACUUCUAUGGUAUUGUAUUUGAAAAACCCAUUAAAAUCACCAAAAUUAAAGUUGUCACUGGAACUGAAGACCGGCAAAAUGACAUUUUGCAUCAUGGGGCCCUGGAAGUAGGAGAAAAGAUUGUAGGGAGUAAAAAAGGGAGACAAUGUACUACUUACUUGAGACUAGGGGAGUUCAAAAAUGGGAAUUUUGAAAUUACAGAUGUAGAGAACAAAGUUCUGUUUGAUAUUAACUGCAUGAGAAUACUUGUUACCAAAAGUCAAAAAGAAUGGCUGAUCAUUAGGAGCAUUAGCAUCUGGACUUCACAAACACCAAAUCAAUAAAACAAAGCCAACUGAGAAGGUGCAGAGUACAUACAAUCAGCUGGGUCCCAACUGGUGCCAUUCCCUAGAAAAACAGACUUAUUUCCAACUCUUCACUAGAGACACAGAAAAUCUAGGGAAAUCACAAAACAAAAAAAGCAAUUUAUUUUUUACUAGUCUGGUCAGGCAAUACACAAACACUUAUUUCUUGAAAAUUUUGAAUUUUAUAGGAAAUGUAAUUCUCAGACUUCUCUUGAGACCUGGAACCCCUUUUUUAUUACCGUUUCUCUGUAAGAGAGAUCUGCUGGACUAAACAGAACAAAACAAAAUAUCCUAUAAUUACCAAAAGAUUUAAAGUAUUGAAAAGUAUGUUGUGAAAAAAAUGGGUUGCACCUCAUGCACAUAUAGUUUCAAAAUGUUAUAGUAGUAUGCGUUCGUACAAUAUUUGGUGAUGUAGUUCUUUUAAAGGCAGUUGUGACAUGAAAAUCUGUCCUGAAACUGGCAUUUUCAUUCUGAGCACUGUAAGAGGAUAUUGUGGCUAAGCAUUGCAACUUCUUUUCAAAGGGGAAUGUAUGUAAAAUUAUAAAUCUGAUAUGACAACUAUGUAAAAAAUAGAUAAUUGCAUCUGUUAUUCUGUCUCAACAAAUAUCCUUUUUUUUUUUUUUCCCCGGUCCUUUCACUGAAACAAACACUACUUGGAUUCUGUGUUACUUAGGGGACCAAUUUACUCUCCAUAUUUGAGCAAAAUGCCUCACAGUAAGCAAGCAUUCCGCUUGAGUGCAGGUGUUGCUCUCAAACCCAAGCACCUCAAGGUUCUCUUAGACAGUCAUCUCAACAGAUCUAAGUUUCAACAUUUUCAGUUCCUUCAGCAUAUGCAGAGCUCCACAUGUGAAAUUUGUAAACAGCUGAAUAUCGCAGCACGCUUUCUGAGAACAGUUAGGCCUUCCACACCCACAUGUGCAGUCCAUGUACGAUACAAACAUAAAGCAUAGCAGGAUAAUGAAUUGAAGGUGAAUGUAAUCAGCUGGUUUUUCCUGGAUGGUCUUUAGUGAAUAGAGCAGAUGCAAAAUGAAGAAUAUUGAUUGAAUGUAAAGUUAAUAUGUUGCUAAUCGGUUUUCUUCAGUAUUCUAAUCCUAAUCCUGUUAAUUUUGGAGUUAUCUUCCCAUUGCCUCUGGUUAUUCUCUGUAUUCUAUUUUACCUGGCUUUAGCCAAUAAGUAAGAAAAUUCCCCUCAGUCCUCAUGACUUUGAUGUCAGCUCUGGGCUUUCAGCGCAUCACACAGGGAGGAUGUAUAGAUAUGUGAUUUAUACAACAAGUAUACAUUUGGAUUCACACAAUCUAGUGGACAGGUUGACCCCCAAGAAAUUUUCCAGACUCUGGAAAAUCGAAGACACUUUAAGAAACCCACAAAGAUCAAGCGUGACACAGAUGAACACUGUAUUGUCAAUCUCAUGAAUACUGCGGUUAUAAUCUAACUGAGUGUAUGGGUUUUAGUUAAAUCUGGAAAGGAAAGGAUCAAAUUUCAAGAAUGCGUGCAUUGACCGGGAGUGACUAACUACUGUACUUCAUACAUCCAAACCUUACAUGGCUAUUUCAGAUGAGUAAAUUGUUAAAAAUCUAAAUAAAACAGCAAUGUAAUUGCCUUUCCUGGUUCAUAAAUCCUACUAAAUUCAGGUCCAAGUUUGGCAAAUAUCGCUAUACAGAUGUAAGAUACACUUAAAAUAAAUUUUCUGAUACAUGCUUCUACAUAAUUCAUCAGAAAAGCAUCCUCUUCUGAAAAAAAAAAUUAUUUCUUUGUUCCUUAAUUAGUACCUAAAUCUAUUAUUCAUAGUAUUCAUAUAAUAUCUUCAGUAAAAUAGAUUAAAACCAGUGUACUCCUUCAAUCUGAAAAGGAAAAUAAUACCAUUUUUUAAAAAUUAAAACUAUCUGUUAAUCUCAAAUGGUUAUAAAUACUUACAAAGGACUUGCUUUUUAACAGUGAUUUCCUACAAUUUUCAGAUAUUAGCUGAUAAUUAGUCAGCAGUCAACACCUAUCUUUUUAAUGAACUGUUGGUUUUCUUUUUGCUUUCCUUGUUCAUCAGCUAUUAGUGCCAAAGCAAAUACAACUAGCUUAACAAGGACCAUUACCUUUACUUUUAUUCAGAACUGCAGUAUGUCCAAACCAAUCUUCUAAAUUAGAAUAUAUGCUCCACCCCAAAGUUUGAAAUGUUCUUGUAACAAACCAUAUACAGUGUGAACGGCUAGUAUGAACUAAAUGCUAGCUCCAUCAGCUUGAAGUGAUUUAAAUGAUAUUUUUUAGUUAUGAGCUGAACAAAGGUGGUUUUCUUUUUAAAACAACAGUAGUAAUGAGUUUCAUCUUUGAAAUCAUGUCUUAGCAGUGAGAACUCCCUGGCUGUUACCAGUCUGAGAGGGUCAAACCCACAAGUGCCGAGUGAAUAACUCCAAAGGAAAGUUUGCUUGUUUGUGGACAGUGCUAUGUGCUGUAAAUGCAUGCACUAGUCUUUCUGUUGAAUUUGAAGUGAUUUGGGAAAACUAAUGGAUACUACAUAUAUUCCAGAAGAGGUAAGAGGAUGCUUCUCUAAGCUACUGUUUUGACCACUCACCUUAGUGCAUGGGUUCCGGCUCCUUCUUCACAGAAUGCAUUUUAUCUGACACAUUCACAUGAAAAUUGUUGCCAAAUUUUGAAAGAAAAAAAAAGCCAUAAAAUCCAUGAUAAUUGGUUUUAGCCGGAUUUCAGAAAGAUACAUUUGAAGAUUUGUUCUUUUUUUCUUCAUGUGCUAAGAGAAGUGAUUGCCUUCAGAAUGCAAAAUGUUUAAUCUGAUGUACCUAUGUUUACUAACAGUCUCAAAAGUCUGGAUUUUCUUUUCUUUCACUGAUGAAGAAAAAGAUUAGCAGUGUCACAAAGCUCUGUUUAUUGGUGUAUACAGUUGGGUUUGUUGGUGUGUAUUUCUUGUGUUUAUUUCUGGAUUGAACAUUGAUAUUUUUGUACUGAAAUGCCAAUGCUGAAAAUAUUAUACUGUGAUCUGCACACUGAUGGAUCUAUUCUUUACGCAUAUACAUGUAUUGUUCUAUUGGCACUGUUUGGGAUUCCUCAUUGGAUGAUGUCCCUGGGCUUUUUUUUUUUUUGUUAACUAAAAGCCAGUUUGUUCUCUACCAUUCUUCACGUAGUAUAAUCCCUCUGACACAGGGAACUAUUGGGAAGUAAAAUACUACUCACUGUGAAUUAAAAGAACUGAGCCCUUACUUUAGUGCUGAGUAAAUAAAACUAGAAGACAGUAAUUGUCAGGCAGACCAGUUUUAGAAUACUUACUAUAUUUACCAUGAUAAAGGUAAUUCACUAAGGUGCUAUAUGAAUGUGUUAUUUUUUAGAUCAAUGUUCUAACAUGAUGGUCUAUUUUAUUCUCUUGUGUUAGACACUAAUGUUUUUGGCUUUUAUAAAGGGAAAUCGGGAACUUGAUCAUUAUUGGAUUAUUAAAAGUGAAAUAAAAUGCAAAUUAUGACACCUCAAAAAUAUUUCAUCUUGAAAAACUAUUAAAGGGAAAAAAAAGGUGGCUAAGCAUCUUAGACACUGCAGAUGCAAUCAGAUUUCAUUGUGAAGCAUUUUGGAGGUUCUGAUGGAAAUGAUAGUUCAUACUACUCUCAUGUUAAAUUUGCAGUUCUGUUAGGCUGUAUUUCGAUAAGUAUAAAUUCUGAGUAGUAAUGCAGAACAUGUAUCAUAAGCACAAGCUGUGUCAUAUCCUCAAAAGGUACAGCAUAAUGUUUUGCAAAAACCAGGUGGAAGAUACAGAUGUAUUAUAAUGAAACCUAAUUAAGGGAUUUCGUUGUCGUAUUCUAUAUAUAAAGACAAAUGAAUUGAAGUGUCUCUGCCAUUCUACCAGCUUUUCAGAUAAAUUAAAACAAGGGCCUUAAUCCUUGUCUUUCUCUUAUUUGUCCUUGGAGAUGAAAACUAAAAAAAUUAUGCUCCUUUUAGUGGAAGCAGGAUUGACCCAUAUAUUAUAAAAGCCUGAAAGUAUUGAUUUUGUAAAAUAUUAUUUUUUUAACAUAAAACAUAUUUUUCUUACAUUUUCUACUUCAGUUUUAGCCACCCUGGAAGGCUGAAAUGAAAUAGUCUCCAAACAGAUGCAUUUUGGUAUUUCCAGAUAGCAUAUUCCAAAUUCUUGCCUCUUUUACUACUUUUGUCACAGUAAAUACAUUCUGUGUCACUUAGGCAGUUGUGUUCCUUAGCAGCACAGUCAGGUGUGUAGACUGAGGCUAGACUGCUGCUUCUGUGGUAAAUGGAGAGAAAGAGGAGCACUGUUCAGAGUCAUCUCAGCAUACAAUGGUUGUGUAAGAUCUGUUUCACUCUAAUGACUAUGGUGGGAGGCUAUGCAAGUGGUUUGGCCUGAACGUUCGUGUCCUAGAUAUUUAGAGCUACAGUAGAUCAGUUUCUGUUGCACGGUUACAUACAGUACUUAUAAAUCUAGAUAAUAACACUAUACAUAUAAACCUUUACAGAUAAUUUCCUAUCAGCAGCACUACUUCAUUGCGAGGAUGUUCAGUAUCGUCAUCAUGAACACUACCUUGCAAUUUCAAUGAAAAUAAUUUGUUUAGCUUUAAAAGCAGGACUAUGAAGUCCCACCUUGAGCCUAAAGCAUUAUUUAUUACGUUAGGUUAAAAAUUAAAAUAAGUACAGAAAAAGAUUAAUUGCAAAAAUAUUUCUGUAAUAGUUGUUUAUUGUUAAUUUGGCAUAAAACAGAAUUGGCACCUGGGCAGACACCAGGCUAUUUUUCAGCCAGGAUUUAAAUGUUUCUCAGCUAUCAUACUACUUACUAUGAAUUCUCAAAUAAAAUUCCACUUGGUCCUGACAGUUGUAAAAAGGGUCUUAAAAUUCCAUGUAUAACUUGAAAGUACUUUAAGGAGUUAUAUUGAUAAUUAAACCGUCUGCCAGCCCUUUACUGGGCUUAUGUAAGAGUUUCACAUUUAAUGAGUAAAGCUGAAGAUUAAAAGCUGAUGCUCAUUUCCUUCAUUCAGCUGGUUAAAUAGCUGCCUUCCAUCUCCCUUACCACUUACUCACUAUUAUUUGGUUUGCUUUUGCCAGUUCAGGAAAACCUGCCUGGCAGCCACGGAAAUUUCAGGCUUUGAAUUCUCAGCCUCAAAGGUACUGUAUUUGUACUUUAUGAAACAUUCUCCUUUCUUAACAGACACAUACCGUUUUUUUGAAAACCAGCAUAAGUGUGGUGUUCAGCUUCUGGGGUUCUCCCUUGGUGUUAUUAGAAUAGGUUUUCUUCCCAGAUAAGUGCAUCUAGCAAAGAUGUUAAAAAAGACAUUGCUAGGGAAGAAAACAACUGCUACGCAAAAGACCUAUUUUUAUUCUUAAAACUGGGUUCAAAGGCAGUUUAAGUAGAAAAUACGAAAAUAGCACGAUGGCAAGAAAGGGUCAAAUAAAAAUGUACAUAUGUUUCUGCACUUUAACUAAAUUAUCAUUUAAAUGUGGUUGGUUGUCAGUGUAUCAUCAUUGUAUGAACCCUUUUACAGCAAAAGGAAGGUCCCUAGAAUUGCUCCUUUUCUGCUGUCUCAAUAAAAGUAAUAGAUUCAGCUUUCAAAAGCAUUGCCUUGGGCAUGCACACUGAUGUGGUACACAAAGAACAAUAUUGGCUGUCUGUCCAGCCAGCUGCAUUGCAGCACUCGAAUACUUAUGUCUGCCAGGGUCGGGGUGAAAAUGUAACAAGGAGAAGUUACUAUCCUCGCUACAAUACCUGUGAUAUUUUUGGAAAUAAAUGUAAGAUAUGAAAAAAACCUUUGGCUUAGUGCCCUUCUCUUUAACCACAGUACUAUUCAGUUGCCUUUUAAGCAUAGAUGCUGCAUUUUCAUUCAUUUAGCUUGGGCCAGAAGUUCAUAUAGCCCAAGAGGAAAAAACAUACUUCAUACGACAUUUGACAAAGAGUUAUUGUAUACUAUGCUUUCUCCAAUGUAUGUUCAUCUUGUUCCAAUAACCUGAAUUUAGACUUCCUGCUUAAACUGGAAUCUAGAGCUACAGUUUAAAACAUUCUGGCAUUUUUUCUUAGUUUGCC